Acaulospora morrowiae is the source of this 120-nucleotide messenger RNA. NCBI's taxonomy places the organism in Eukaryota, Fungi, Glomeromycota, Glomeromycetes, Diversisporales, Acaulosporaceae. The record is from the annotation of a GenBank genome assembly.
GAACGACACUUGAGAAACCAAGAGAGGGUAGGAGGACUAGUAAAGGAAAGUAGUUUAUCACCCAAGAAAAGAAUGAUUGAACUAUCCAAGGAGCAUGUUCCAAAUUUUAUUUCGUUUAUG